This is a messenger RNA of Saccostrea echinata, 695 nucleotides long. RefSeq names its product protein shisa-5-like. NCBI's taxonomy places the organism in Eukaryota, Metazoa, Mollusca, Bivalvia, Ostreida, Ostreidae. The record is from RefSeq and is a predicted model, not a curated record. The transcript has 7 exons. Bases 1 to 579 code for a protein of 192 amino acids.
AUGACAAUGAGGGAUCUUCGUAAUAUUUUGAAUUUCUUUUGUUUCCUCGUGGGAAUUUUCACCGUAGAAGCACAGGGAUAUUACAGUAACUAUUACUACUCCUACUACAAGUAUACUUCUAACUCCACAUCUACUAGCUAUAGUGCUCAAAAUUAUAAUACACUAAUUUACAUCGGAGCUAUCAUUGGAGGUUUGGUUUGCAUUGUUGCCAUAGUAAUUAUUGUUGUUGCCUGCAUAUGUUGUCGAAGAAAACAAGGAGCAGCGGGCACUGUUAUCCACUCAACAUCAAAUCCUACCAAUGUCGUAUUUAACACCUCACAAUCUGAGCAGCAUUUUCAUGGAUCACAUCCACAUCAGCCUACGUUCCAGGGACAUCAACAGAAUACUUCACAGUUACAGUCCCAGCCUCUUUCCCAAGGAUUUCAUUCCCAACAGCCACUUCAACUGAGUGCAGGAAAUAUUUCACCAUCACCAUCCCCCAACGAUUCCUUUCCUCCGCCAUACUCAAAAGAUCCUCCACCACAGAUGUUAAACAGGGCCACUCCAUCUGCUCCAUCUUUACAAGAUUUGGACAAGUAGAAGAGAGAGAUUUUACAGGAUUCUUACUUCCAGACUGCGUGGCAGGAUUGGUUAUCUCGUUGUUUAGAUGCCAAAAGCGCCAAAAUAUUGUAUUCUAAAUAUGCAAUUAAAUGAAA